Molecule: messenger RNA, 4670 nt
Organism: Lynx canadensis (Canada lynx)
Lineage: Eukaryota; Metazoa; Chordata; Mammalia; Carnivora; Felidae
Gene: FAIM2
Product: Fas apoptotic inhibitory molecule 2
Exons: 12
Coding region: 298-1245 (315 amino acids)
Biological process (GO): negative regulation of apoptotic signaling pathway
Cellular component (GO): endoplasmic reticulum; membrane; Golgi apparatus
Source: RefSeq, a predicted model, not a curated record
CAGCAUGCGCUCCCUAGUCCCGGGAUGAGGGUUCAGGGUGGAGGGGACGGGGGAGGGGGCGGCGCGCCUCCUCCUCCCUACGGGCUUGUAAAUACGCAGCGGCCUCCGCAGCAGCCUCCCAGCCCGCCCCCAGGCCCCCUCCUCCUCCUGCGCCUGAAUGGUACAUUCCGGUCCGCCUGGCCCGGCUGCAGUGGAUGUUGCUAGAACCCACGCGGAGGAAGGCAGAGACGCAGGCAGGCUGCGGUGACCCAAGCGGCCGCCCCUGCCUCAGGGACCCCUUCCCGGAGAGACGGCACCAUGACACAAGGAAAGAUCUCCGUGGCUAACAAGGCCCCCGGGACAGAGGGGCAGCAGCAGGCCAAUGGUGAGAAGAAGGAGACUCCAGCAGUGCCCUCGGCCCCGCCCUCCUAUGAGGAGGCCACCUCUGGAGAGGGGUUGAAGGCAGGGGCCUUCCCCCCAGCCCCGUCGGCUGUGCCUCUCCAUCCCAGCUGGGCCUAUGUGGAUCCUAGCAGCUCCAGCUAUGAGAACGGAUUCCCCGCCGGAGACCAUGAGCUCUUCACCACCUUCAGUUGGGACGACCAGAAAGUUCGCCGAGUCUUCAUCAGAAAGGUCUAUACAAUCCUACUGAUCCAGCUGCUGGUGACGUUGGGUGUCGUGGCUCUCUUUACCUUCUGUGACCCCGUUAAGGACUAUGUCCAGGCCAACCCAGGAUGGUACUGGGCAUCCUAUGCUGUGUUCUUCGCCACCUAUCUGACCCUGGCCUGCUGUUCUGGACCUAGGAGGCAUUUCCCCUGGAACCUGAUUCUCCUGACCAUCUUCACCCUGUCCAUGGCCUACCUCACUGGGAUGCUGUCCAGCUACUACAACACGACAUCUGUGCUGCUGUGUCUGGGUAUCACGGCUCUCGUCUGCCUCUCAGUCACCGUCUUUAGCUUCCAGACUAAGUUUGACUUCACCUCCUGCCAGGGUGUGAUCUUCGUGCUGCUCAUGACUCUUUUCUUCAGUGGACUCAUCCUGGCCAUCCUCCUGCCCUUCCAAUACGUGCCCUGGCUCCACGCUGUGUAUGCCGCUCUGGGAGCAGGCGUGUUUACGUUGUUCCUGGCAUUUGACACCCAGUUGCUGAUGGGUAACCGACGCCACUCACUGAGCCCUGAGGAGUAUAUUUUUGGAGCCCUCAACAUUUACCUAGACAUCAUCUACAUCUUCACCUUCUUCCUGCAGCUUUUUGGCACCAACCGGGAAUGAGGAGCCCUUCCUUCCUUCCUUCCUUCAAAGAAUGUCCCCUUGCUGGUCCUCUGACCCUCCCUGUGCUCCUGCAAGCCCAGAUAUAAAACUAGCUGCCAGCCCAUCCUGUGGCCUCCCCUCAGCCCGACACUCACACCCUCACCCUCUACAGCUUGUACCCAACCACCAGGGGCCCUGUGGAACUGAGGUCACACCAUCCCCUGUGCUGCCCCUUCCCCCCAGUUACAUCUCCCAAAGUGGACAGUCAAGGCUGGAGGCUCCCCUGGGUUUGAGGACCCACAGAACGAGUGGGAGGAGCCCGGCAGGAUUCCAGAUGUGGGAAAGGGACCCCAGGAAGCCUGACUGAGGCCUGCACCCCACCAGAGUUCCUCCUAAGACUGCCACAGCUGUGUGACCUUGGGGCACACUGUCCUGUGUCCAAUCCACUCCUCCCUUCUUUCCUUCCAGAUCAGGCACUGACCCUUGUAAGGAAGGGGAUGGGAGGACAGCUGGGCAACGAGGCGAGGCUGCUCUGCAGGGUGGGGGGAUGUGGGGGGACCAAAUGGUUGUCCCAGACUGCCAGUCCUCUCUGAGCUUUGGGACUAGCAGCUUGUUCUCGGCACUUGAGCCCUGGGGCCAAGAGCAAUGGGAGAGGGACAGGAUACCAGCGCCAUCUGCAGUUGCCUUGGUUUAGUUUCCUGGGCCAUGAUGGAGCACUGUUGGGGCAGGAGGUGGGGACAGGGGGCUCUGCUCCUAAGUGGGGACCUACCUGUCCUGGGGCUGUAAGGGAGGUGGGAGUCGGCAGCCUGCCGAGAGGCGCGGGCUCUGUAGUAGCACCCAUUCACCCAGACCUUCAUCUCCCUGGGGGUGUUUGAGGUUGGCAGGACUGAGACCCAUAUUCCCACAUCCUCUUCUCUUGAUCCCCUGGCCUGCCCCCGACCCCACGCCUGAGGCUGAGUGGAGUGCUUGGGCCCUAGAGGAUCGGAUGUUCCUGGAGAGGGAGGGUUAUUCUAGCUGCUGAACAAGCCUCCGUGGGAGGGAAUCCUGCCUUGCCCCACGGCCUUUGUGCGCUUCUUAUUUCCUAAACUCUCCCCCAUCUGCUGCCAGGCCUCCUGAGGCCUCAGCUGGCAGUGCCCCCAUGUCCCUCCCCCUGGCUUCUCCGGCCAUUCAGCCCGGAGUCCUAAGCCCGCUCCAUUCCUUAUCUCCUCAUCUCUCCAAUCUGGAAGCUGUUCAGCUGAUGCUAACAGCCAUGGCCAGUCCCUCCAGCUGGUCCCAUGUGAUGAAGUCGGGUCUCCUUAUCAGCCUCCAGGCGGCUGAGAUCUCCGGCAGGGUGUGCGUCAGCCACCCGGCCCCCUGCAGGCCCUGCUGGGGAGGAGACCAGGGGGCCACACCUGGGGGAAGUGUGUAGCCGGCACCCAGCAGCCGACUCUGGGCCAGUGGAAAGUUACUGGGUGGAGUCAGGGAGGCUCAGAUACCUGCACCUUCCCUUGGCCUCUCCCUCCAGGGCUCGCCUCUCUCCCCUGUGCUGGGGGCUCUGUUUGCUCUUGGAGGGAGUGACUAGGUAUGUUACCUGUCUGUUUUGACUCUUCCCUCUCCGCCCUUCCUGUUGCCAGCUUCCAAAACACACUGCAGAAGCAUUUGAAAUUUUGUUCCACCUUGGGUAUUUGAGGACAGAGGGAACCAAGAACAGAUGGUGGUGUUGGUGGAUGAGACAAAGGCAACUGGGAGCAUGGCUGGGAUGCCUACUCUGUGCUGGUCUAAGUCAGUCCGUGAAAACAAUCCUAUAAAGGGAGUAGCCUGCAUAUACCGACUGCAGAGGGAAAAGCUGAGGCGAUUGCGGGGACUGGUAACGAGUCCAAGGUCAUACAGCUGACAGACAAGGUUGGGGCUGGAAUGAGACUGGGCAGUCAGGCCUUGACAGCUCUGGAGAUUUGUUGGCCUCAGUGCCACCCCUGGCCUCCCCCUCCCCCCACUACCACCACCAAAUUUUGUACUUUGUAGUUGCCACCUUCUGGGCACAAGAUGGGAAACUGGAAUCUGGUUUCUGAUUCACGGCCUCACUGCCGAUGGGCUCAUGGUAUUAAGCUGUGAUUAGUUUCGUAUCAGCAAGAUGGAAGACCAUGGCCAGAGAGGUGCCAGAACACUUACUUGCACUGACUUCCUUAUGCAGUUGCUACCUUUCUUCACUUCCUCUCCUGAGCUCUGGUCCUAGCUCCAGAGGCACCACUCCCCCACUCCUUGGCUGCUAUUCUCAGCCUGGGCCUUGGUCAUGUUUCCCAGAAUCCUCCUGUCCAAGUCCUCCUCUUCCUGGGACAGUUUUUGCAGAAAUAGGAUUGAGAAGCUUAUCCAAGGCUGGGCUCCAAAAGCUUGGAGGAGGAGGUAAGCCCUCAGCAGCAAACAACACGACUGGGCAACUUGGCAUUCUCAAAGCAGCGUGUGCUGUCCAGUCUCCCGCUCCGGGUCCUGGGAGGGAUCCGGGACACAGUGAGCUGGCAGCAGAGUCAGGGCUCGGUGCCCUCGUCCCGCUGCAUCAAGGCCAGAAAGAGCCCCAAGAACACCUGGAUGGGCCUUGGAAGGAGGAAGGGGGUGGGGGAAGGUGUUACAGGAAUGUGGGAUUAGGAGAAACCUGAGCUGACCAGGUGCCACAAGCUGCAGAGAGGAGAGACCGCUGGCCCCAUACAUUUUUGGCAGGGGUGGGGCUGGGCCCAGGAAGGGGUAGUUGGAUUUUACAGAGCUGGAGGCAGCCAGGAAUCUGACCAUCUGUGAUGAAGUUGGAGGAAGACAGAUCAAGAGAUCUUCUCCUGGGAUUGUAGCUGGGCGCCUGGGAGGCACAGGGAAUUCCCCGGACUCCUGCCCCAAUUCCCAGGUGCAUGUGUGGCUCCUGUGUUGCCCGUGGAAGCCCAGGAAUCUCAGGGGAGUCAAGAUCCAACAGAUACCCGUAUGUUAAAAGGCUCUGCCUCUUGCUCCCUCAGCCUCCUGGGGACAAGUCCAGGAGCUAUCAGCUCGCCCGGUGGGAGGGGGGGGGGGGGGCUGGAUUUCACACAAGCCCUUUGCUGCCCCUCGGUGGCCGCCUGAGGAAAAGCAGGGUCUGGUUCUGCAGGGAAGAAGCAUAAGGGCUGUGUGUGGCCUGUUUCAGGCAGGAUUUGGUUUUCACUCUCGGCUCUUCUCAGACCUCUCUCCUCUUCGGCCUCCGACUCAUCCCUUUAGUCCAAGCAUCGUCACACCUCUGGGACACUGUUCACCUGUCUGCUGGAAACCACCCUGCACCACCCGGCAGCCAGAGCUUUCUCCCAAGUGACUGAGGGCAGACAUACCGCCAGACACAGUCCUUUUGGCCUCAGCUCCUCCAAGUUUCCCAGGGUCCGCGCCUGUUCCCUUCCCUGGCCUCACCUUCCUGGUCCGUGACUGACAGGAGAUAAGAAUAAAAUUAUGACACCUGAACCAUU